Amoebophrya sp. A25 is the source of this 1283-nucleotide messenger RNA. NCBI's taxonomy places the organism in Eukaryota, Dinophyceae, Syndiniales, Amoebophryaceae. The record is from the annotation of a GenBank genome assembly.
UGAUUCUUCAUCUCCAAGAACAAAGAGGGGGGUAGGAUUAGGAAAGCUGACAUAAAAAAUGUUAAUGUAGUUCUAGUUUAAUAGUUAACUACUUAGUGCUUACGUGCUUGUUUUUGAGAAUGACGACUAAGUACUUACUUGCUCGCACUUCUCUAAACUGCAUAAUUUCUCUGAAAGUUGCACAUUUUGUUCAAUUUAGCACUUUUUGCUCUCAACUUACAUACUUUUGUCGACAAAGACAAUGAAGAUGCAUACGGGAAUAGGUUUGCUAGAGUCGAAUUUCGUAGAAAUUCUUGGUGGUGGUUCAGUACGGCUGCAGAGCACGAGUGGUUUCCGCUUUGUGGCAGAAGGCGGACCAGACAAAGGUUGUAACCGCACCUGCUUCUACGAUCAUUCCAACGGACAACACUGCGGACGAUGGGACGGUAGGAGAAGUGAUGCUAGUAGCUGCUCUUGGCCGUCUAUGGUUUAUCCACUCAGUCGCACAUCGAGCAGCGAUGAACAGGCUUUCGGACGUCUUCUGCCGCGGCAUGGUGGAACCUACGACAAUGCGACACGACAGAAAAUGAGAAGCAGCUUUCUCUUUUGGUCCUCUCCAAAAGCGGAUACGCCGCAGGACUGGGUAGAACCGAUGGUGAAUGGCUUCACAGAGGGAGGGAGCAAGUGCCAGUGUAGCACACUGCCGCCGAUAACUUCUCUGAAGGCAAUGAGCGGACGCCAGCGCGAGCACGCGGAAGAGGAAGCAGCGCAGGCAAUGGCCUUACCUUUCAAGCACUUCGGAAAGGCAAUCGAGAACUGGGACCAAACUCGCGCCAACCUAUUUUUAAAACUCAAAAGGUACUUUCCAUUCUAAGUACACAAUUUGGAUAGCUUAUCGAAUGACGAAUUGCCUCUUUCUUCUUCAGAUACCUUGUAACUUGAUUAGAACCUAUUAAUGAAAUUUUCGUCUUCAAUUUGUACACUGCCUCAAGCAUUAUACUGCAGUUACAACGAGGCCCAGCGAGGUCUUACGGAUGCGUUGCGGGCUCUUCUUUCAGGGUUUCGGCAUCAGGCGGCGAUCAACAAGCGAUACAGCAUAGUUUUGCCAGAAAAGCAGCUAGUCGAUCAAGCCAUAGACCAGUACAACAGAAGAAUUGUGCCUCCUGCUUGUACAGUGGGUUUUACACUUCCUCUGCUCCCUGCCAAGGAUCUCUCUGUCGAAGAAUGAUAUCCGUUGGUUAUUGUCAUGUUCUGGAACUAGAAGACAGACUGUUCCUUUCUCCUAGUCCUACGAGUGAAAUCCC